AUGGAAAAAUACAAUUAUAGCACAUAUCCAUAUACUGGUCUGUGUAUAUAUUACAAACCAGUCACUUUUAUUUAUUAGUUUGUAUAAAUAUUGUUAACUUAAUGAAAAGUUGAGCAUGAAAUGAUUCCCAGCAAGAUUAAGAGUAACUAAGGAGCUAAUGGAUGAAGAAGAUGGUUUACAAAAUCCAGAACGAGAUGGAGAGGAGUCUUCUUCACUCCGUACAGAAAUAGUUCAUUUCCUGGAGGAGGAUGGAAGUGGAAAUCACUUCAUUGUAGGUCCAGGGGUAUUCCGUAUUUGUGGGACAUCUUCAACUUUUGAUGAUGGAUCAAAAACAACAUUAGAAAACGACAUCAAAGUUAUAUCAAAUGAAGUAGAAAAUUUGAUAUCAAGUACAGUAAAGCUAAGUAGUAGACAAGGUGACACAAGUGAUUCACAUGAUGAACAAGGCAACUCUUUUAACUCUUUACCAAGGGAGAUAAUUUUGAAGAUUUUUAGCUUUUUUUCCUCAUUGGAGCUUUGUGUCUGUGUGAUACCAGUUUGUAAGCAAUGGUAUGAUGUAGGUCAUGACCCAAGCCUAUGGAAAGAGCUAGACUUCAGUCGGCAUUGUGAGCUCCCAUCCACCGUCUUAUGUAGGACAAUUUCCAGAGCAACCUCACUCAAAAAAUUAAACUUGAUGGGAAGGCUGGAUCUAAGCACAGCGGAGGUGGCAGUCUUCUCACAGUACAUACCACUCCUGGAAUCCCUCAAUCUGGGGUUCUCUACUGGUGUUAACAGGACAGUGAUUGAGUACUUUGUGAGGAACUGCCCCCGACUUACAGAGCUCAACGUGGAGGGAUGUCACACAGUAGAUGACAGUGUCACAGCAGCCUUGCCCCAUGGGGAGAGGCUUCGGAGUUAUAACUUCUCUCACUGUAACCUGACAGAUGACAGCAUUGUCUUACUAUCCUCUGCAGUGAAGAGAAUUGUGUCCCUCAAUAUUGAUGGAAUAUCCUGGAUUUCUGACAGUGCUGUAGUUACCUUAGUAGACAAUCAACAUCAGAAUCUACAGGAACUGGUGCUAGAUGGAGCUGAGCUUUCUGAUAGAAGUUUUCACCACAUUGCCAGGUGUGCCAAACUCAAGAAACUCCAGGUGUCCUUCUGUGAGGGGUUAACUGACCAGUCUCUCAGAUAUGUACAGACUCUACAGAACCUGGUUUACCUGAGGAUGAGGAAAGGUGUGUACUUUACAACAGAAGGCCUGCUAUCUCUGUUUACCUGUAAAUCCAUGUCUCACCUGGUCGAGCUCGACUUCUCGGAGAGUACGCAGUUUGUCAAUGACUGCGUCAUCCAGAUGACCAAAUGUUGUGGUCAAUCUCUCCAGAAUUUGGCCCUGUCCUGGUGUUGGGACAUCACAGACCCAGGGGUCAUCUCUAUUGUCGACCAUUGCAAGAAUUUAGAGGUUCUUGACAUUAUUGGUUUACAUAAGAUUACAGGGACGUACUUCAUACGAGUCCCUGAGGAAAUGCCGAGACUUCGCCUCCUGAACCUACAGCAGUGCAAUAGGAUAAUUGAUGAAUUAAUUGAGGAUGUAGUAAGAAAAAAGCCUGAUUUGACAGUGUUUAAUUACUAUGGAGAACAGUUUGUACAUGUGAAGGGAUGACGUUUACACUCAUAGAAUAAGAUCUGGAGGUGAUGAAACAAACUUCAGUACAGAGACUAUAGGUAGUGAUCAACAGACAGAAAAUGGAAUGUAUUAUUUACACAAGAAUAUCAAAUAUUACUGUCCAUCUUAGAUCUGAAAACCAUGAAAUGAAGAGGAAAAGAACUCUCUCGGGAAUUUUGUUGAGACCUCUAGUAUUGCUGGUUAUCAAAAUUUUAGGAGAGAAAUGGAUUCUUAGGUUGUUAUCUAUUGUUCUAUAAAAUGUGAGUUAAAUGUUAUUUAUGCAUACUGCUUUCUUUACCUUUACUUUGGGGUCGGAGUGGGGAACACAUCUUGAUUAAAAUACCAUGUCUUUCAUUGAUCUAAUGAUAUACACACUUUAACAGAAAUCAUUUCUCUGAAUGUCAUGUUUCAUUUUAUAUAUUAUGUGUGAGGAAUUAUUGAAAUAGACAAACAUAAAUAAACAUUACAC
This is a messenger RNA of Saccostrea echinata, 2111 nucleotides long. Its product is annotated as F-box/LRR-repeat protein 2-like. Gene Ontology annotation, cellular component: SCF ubiquitin ligase complex. The transcript is spliced from 6 exons. Lineage: Eukaryota; Metazoa; Mollusca; Bivalvia; Ostreida; Ostreidae. The record is from RefSeq and is a predicted model, not a curated record. The coding region runs from base 158 to 1639 and encodes 493 amino acids. Gene Ontology annotation, biological process: SCF-dependent proteasomal ubiquitin-dependent protein catabolic process. Gene Ontology annotation, molecular function: protein binding.